Messenger RNA from Abrus precatorius (Indian licorice), 1239 nucleotides. RefSeq names its product probable tetraacyldisaccharide 4'-kinase, mitochondrial. Bases 58 to 1239 code for a protein of 393 amino acids. NCBI's taxonomy places the organism in Eukaryota, Viridiplantae, Streptophyta, Magnoliopsida, Fabales, Fabaceae. Gene Ontology annotation, biological process: lipid A biosynthetic process. Gene Ontology annotation, molecular function: ATP binding; lipid-A 4'-kinase activity. The record is from RefSeq and is a predicted model, not a curated record. The transcript is spliced from 8 exons.
CUUAACAUUGAAUUUAAGAAGAAGAAGAAGAAGAAGAAGAAGAAAGUUACAAUUUUGAUGGAGAAAUUGAGAAGAAUGGUGAAUGAGAUUGCUUACACUCACAAUCCCAAUCUCUAUAAGCUGCCUUCACUUCACCUCUCUCUCUUCCCUUUCCUUUCCAUUGCCUCAACUCUCUACAGAUUCUCUCUCUUUCUUCGCCACUCUCUUUAUCAACAUCAUUUCUUUCAAAUCCACCGUUUGCCAGUUCCUGUGAUCAGCGUUGGGAAUUUGACUUGGGGAGGCAAUGGGAAGACGCCGAUGGUGGAGUUCAUCGCUCUCUGCUUUUCCAAUUCAGGAAUUUCACCCCUUGUUCUUUCCAGGGGUUAUGGUGGUGGGGAUGAAGUCAACAUGCUCCGGAGGCAUUUACGUGGGACACCAACUAAGAUAGGUGUUGGUGCUAAUCGAGCUGUUGUUGCGAGUCAUUUUAUCCAAAAAUAUGGUUACAUUGAUAUUUGUAAGAGUUCAUGGUAUGGGAAACAAAACCUUGAUUGGAAGGUCCAGGAUUUUCUUGAUUCAGAGAAAAUUGGGGUUGUAGUUCUUGAUGAUGCAAUGCAGCAUUGGAGUUUGUGGCGUGACUUGGAUAUUGUAAUGGUCAAUGGAUUAACUCUAUGGGGUAACCUUCAAUUAAUGCCGCUUGGACCUUUAAGGGAACCUUUGACUGCACUUAGACGAGCAGAUGUAGUUGUAAUCCAUCAUGCUGACUUGAUUGCUGAGGAUAAUCUCAAGGAUAUUGAAGCAAUGGUGCUAGGAAUUAAAAAGUCGGUUCCUAUUUUCUUAACAAAAAUGGAUCCAACUUACUUAUUUGAGGUGGGAAUUAUUGAUGUCAAAAUACCAUUGACAGCUCUUCACGAAGCUACUAUAUUAUGCAUUUCUGCUAUUGGUUCUGCAGAGCCUUUUGUGAAGCAGAUUCAAAAGAUGGGAGCACUUUAUGUUGAUCGAAUAGAUUUCAGUGAUCAUCACAUAUUCCAUGCCAGGGAUAUUGAGAUGAUCAUAGCCAAACUUAUAGAACUAGAGGGGAAGUUUGGUUCCAAACCAACUGUUGUAAUAACUGAAAAGGAUUUUGAUAGGGACCCAGAGAUUCUUAAGCUGUUAUAUCCAUUCAAAGUUUUUGUUCUCUGUUCUACAUUGAAGGUUAUGCCCUACAGAGGAAACACAGAAGAUAGCUUUAAGAAAUUUCUGAAGGACCAAUUGAAAUUAUGA